AUGACUACACCAUAUGAGAAUAUGCGCCUUAAAAGAAUGGCAGAGAAUAAGAAAAAGCUAGAGGCUCUCAAUCUUCCUACACUAUCUCAAUCCCUUAACAAAUCAUCUGAGUCUUCUUCCAAACCAUCAACGUAUGUGAAGGGUCGUCUGAAGUUUGUACAACCUGGAGAGCUUGAAGUAAACAAAAAGCGCCAACGUUCAACUACAACUUGCAAAUCAUCAAUAACCCCUCCCCCGAUUAAAAAUACAAUAACUUCUCUGUCAAUCCAAACUACAAUAACCCCUCCCCCGAUCAAAACUACAAUAACCCCUCCACCAAUCCAAAUUGCAAAAGAUGUUGUGGUAGAAUAUGAGGAUGAAGAUGUUGUGGAAGGAGAUGAGACCAAAGAUGAUGUGGAAGGAGAUGAGGUCGAAGAUGUUGUGGUAGGAGAUGAGGCUUAA
This is a messenger RNA of Vicia faba (fava bean), 441 nucleotides long. Lineage: Eukaryota; Viridiplantae; Streptophyta; Magnoliopsida; Fabales; Fabaceae. The record is from the annotation of a GenBank genome assembly.